CGCAGCAGUAUCAUCGUCGUCGCCUCCCUCAUCUCUCAAAAACCAAACCUCGCUGGAAUCUGCAGAACGGCUGAGAUCAUGCGCGCCGAGCUUCUCUGCCUCGACGACAUCACCGUCGUCAAAACCGCCGGAUUUCAAAGCGUGAGCGUGAGUUCCGAAGUAUGGAUGCCGCUGCACGAAGUCAAAGAACCCAGUAUCAAAGACUUCCUCCGCGAGAAAAAAGCAGAGGGAUACACCAUCAUCGCACUCGAACAAUCGUCCUCUUCUGUCGUCUUAGGCACCUACGCCUUCCCUGAAAAAUGCGUCCUACUCCUCGGAAGGGAGAAGGAGGGCGUGGACGCGGAUUUGUUGGUCGAGGUGGAUCAGGUUAUUGAGAUCCCGCAGUAUGGGUACACGAGGAGUUUGAAUGUGCAUGUGAGUGCGAGUUUGUUGUUGUAUGAGUAUACGAAGCAG
Messenger RNA from Saitoella complicata NRRL Y-17804, 453 nucleotides. Its product is annotated as alpha/beta knot. Lineage: Eukaryota; Fungi; Ascomycota; Saitoellomycetes; Saitoellales; Saitoellaceae. Gene Ontology annotation, molecular function: RNA binding; tRNA (guanine) methyltransferase activity. The transcript has a single exon. Gene Ontology annotation, biological process: tRNA methylation. The annotation marks the transcript as partial. The record is from RefSeq and is a predicted model, not a curated record.